AUGGCUGGCUUCACUGGCUAUUUACUUGAUCCUUCCUCUCUCACCAUCCUUGCCACCGUAGCAGGAUUGGGCACUAUUGUUUGGUUUGCAGCAGUUGUUAUAUAUCGAAUCAAUUUCCAUCCAUUGGCACAUAUUCCUGGCCCAUUCCUUGCCCGAGCGACGCACUUAUACUCCUUUUAUUUCAAUGGUAUAUUGGAUGGGAAGCUAUACCUUCAAAUCGAUAAGUUGCAUCAAAUAUAUGGUAUGAUUCGUUCCUGGUAUAUAUACAAAUAUGAGAAGUCGAAACCGAGCUUACUGGAGUAUUAUGUAGGCCCUGUGAUCCGGAUAACUCCUGAUGAGAUCCAUUUGAGCAACCCAGAGAACUAUGAUAAGAUAUAUCAUGUCGGGACCCCAUAUAACAAGAGUGCCCCUUUUUACGAUGCAUUCGGCGUGGACAAGGCGACCUUCACAACCGCCGACAAUAAUGUUCACCGAAUGAAGCGAGCGGCCUUCAACCCGUUCUUCUCUCGAAAGCGUGUCCUUGAACUUGAGGGCAUCGUUCAAUCGAAGGCCAAAACUCUAGUGAGGCGCAUAUCGACUGCUCUCAAGACCUGUGGGGGAAUAGAUCUCCAUCACGGGUUUCGAGCAAUCUCAAUCGAUGUCAUUAGUGACUAUGCCUUUGACAAUUGCUACAACUUUCUAGAAAAGGAGGACUUCGGCGCGCCGUUUUUCGACAUGAUCCGAGGUUUUGGCCCGAUGUUUUGGUUUUUCCAGCAGUUCCCCGUUUUGCGGCCUAUCUUGCUUGGAGUACCGCCAUGGGUGGCCCAUUUGACGAGCCCAUCCUUGACACGCAUGUUGCAGUUCCAUCAGAGCAGCCGAGAACAGGUGGUCAGAGUGAAACGUCAGGUGGAGGCCAACGAGAAGCCCGAGCGGACCACUAUUUUUCACCAAUUCUUGAACCCGGAGUUCAUGAAAGAAAUCCCGACAGUUGAACAGCUGAAGGACGAAGCAUACAUUGUUGUUGCUGCUGCUGCUGACACAACAGGAAAUGCCAUGACAAUAGGAUUGUACAAUACCGUUUCAUCACCGAAAAUAUACGCAGCAGUAACCGCUGAACUGCGCGAGGCAUUCCCUGAUCCAAAUGGAGAUAUCGACUUCGUCACCCUGGAGAAAUUGCCGUAUUUUUUAUAUGCACCAAGACAGCAACUAACAGGGUAUAUCAGCUUAUCAUUUGGUGUUGCUGGACGUCUCCCCAGAGUGGUACCAGAAUCCGGUGCCGAGUUUGAUGGGUAUAAAGUACCGGCCGGCACAACCGUGGGCAUGAGUUCAUGGACUAUGCAUCGAAAUCAAGACAUUUUCCCUGACCCUGACAAAUUCGAUCCCUCGCGCUGGCUAGAUCCGAAAGUCAGCGCCGAGCUUGAAAAGUAUCUCGUGGCAUUUAGCAAAGGAUCCCGCGCCUGCGUUGGCAUGCAACUUGCUGCCUGUGAGCUUUAUGUGACUCUCGGCAGCGUGCUGCGCAACUUUCCAGAUUUGACCAUCAAGCCGAAGACAAGGGAAGAGCUGCUGUAUAUGGACUACUUCUCAUCCUAUCACCCGGAAAAGUACAACAAGUUCUACUUCGAACUCCCGAGCAGCAAGGCGGAGGCAUGA
Molecule: messenger RNA, 1629 nt
Organism: Trichophyton benhamiae CBS 112371
Lineage: Eukaryota; Fungi; Ascomycota; Eurotiomycetes; Onygenales; Arthrodermataceae
Product: cytochrome P450 pisatin demethylase, putative
Exons: 5
Coding region: 1-1629 (542 amino acids)
Molecular function (GO): oxidoreductase activity, acting on paired donors, with incorporation or reduction of molecular oxygen; heme binding; iron ion binding
Source: RefSeq, a predicted model, not a curated record